Messenger RNA from Soboliphyme baturini, 297 nucleotides. NCBI's taxonomy places the organism in Eukaryota, Metazoa, Nematoda, Enoplea, Dioctophymatida, Soboliphymatidae. The record is from the annotation of a GenBank genome assembly.
ACAGGUACGGUUCACAGACGAAGCCGGACCUCGUGCUCGAUUCGACCAAUGGUACAUGCGAUUCGGCCGCUGCGGCAGCCGUUGUCGGUUUGUCGACGCGGCUGUGGUCAGGAUCGUUCAACAGCACGCUACCGAAGAACGGAUGUCCGGCGCCUGCUAUUCAGUCGACCGGCGAAACGUUCUACCAUCCACGGCCACACCUGACUUCUUCCUCGUAUUCGUGGAAGAACCCUGCCACCUUCGGCACGAGCCACCGAGCGGAAAGCGAAAAUCUUUGCGAAAGGACUGCAAGUGAGG